Toxorhynchites rutilus septentrionalis is the source of this 1018-nucleotide messenger RNA. RefSeq names its product trypsin-like. The transcript is spliced from 3 exons. Gene Ontology annotation, biological process: proteolysis. The record is from RefSeq and is a predicted model, not a curated record. Gene Ontology annotation, molecular function: serine-type endopeptidase activity. Lineage: Eukaryota; Metazoa; Arthropoda; Insecta; Diptera; Culicidae. The coding region runs from base 97 to 993 and encodes 298 amino acids.
GUGUUAUCAAAGAUAUUCCGAAUACAACUUCUGUCCAAAAAUGUUGUGCGCCGUUAGUAUGAGCGCAACCACCACGCGAAACAGGCUAAUUACGAAAUGAAAGACAUACUCAUCACGUGGAUUGUAACAACAAUCAUUCUGCACACAGCGACAUCGGAUGGACCCGAUUCACGUCUCGUAGGAGGAAACCAGGCACCGGUGGGGACUUUUCCGGCUCACGUUGGUAUCGGCAUCGGCAAUGACACGUUUUGUGGAGGAACCAUACUGAAUCCGAAUCAUGUUCUCACCGCGGGCAGCUGCGUUCUUGAUGGGCAGCACAAUCUGAUUGCCGCUAACCAGCUAACCGUCCGCGGUGGUAUGGUUAACAUCGGUGUUACCACGCCUCACGUGGCCGUUAGUCGGGUUUUCGUGCAUCCCUUCUUCAACCCGUUUUCCUUCGAAAAUGACAUCGCCGUGCUCCGAAUGGCGGACAAUUUCACCUUCCCGGAAAGUGUCGUCCCAAACUUAGCUGCUGCCCAGCUCAAGAGUGGAAUUGUAGCCGAAGGUAGCAGAUGUCAAGUGGUUGGAUGGAACUGGCAACCGGGAUCUGCAAAUAUGCCUCUGCAACGGUUGGAUGUUUCCAUUCAUCCCCGAUCGGAAUGCAAUACCAUGUUCAACGGAAUGAUUCGUGAUUCAAUGAUUUGCGUGGCAACUGAUAAUGCGAAUCAAGGACUCUGUGUGUCAAAUCGCGGAGGAGGAUUGUACUGCGACAGUAAAUUAGCGGGAAUUGCCUCGUUUGGAUUCGGAUGUGCCAGCAAUGCCACCGCCACGGUUUUCACCCAACCGCGCUUUCACGAUGCGUGGAUUCGGCAGCAAUUCGUACGGACCGAUAACCCGCAGCCAGGAACAACGCCGAUGCCGGGAAUACCAGGUGGUGGUAACGGAUCUUUAGGACUCCAUCUGUCAGCAGUUGCCGCAUUGUUUAUGGUCUUAAUUUUUAUGUUGAUUAAUUAGAAUGGAUGGUCGAAUAAAUACUCGU